Messenger RNA from Salvia hispanica, 992 nucleotides. RefSeq lists its product as uncharacterized. The record is from RefSeq and is a predicted model, not a curated record. NCBI's taxonomy places the organism in Eukaryota, Viridiplantae, Streptophyta, Magnoliopsida, Lamiales, Lamiaceae. Gene Ontology annotation, biological process: regulation of DNA-templated transcription. Gene Ontology annotation, molecular function: DNA-binding transcription factor activity; DNA binding.
AAAUUAGGAUUUAGUUUGGUUGGUUGGCCCCCCAAGUGAUGUCAGUAGAAUAGAAUAGAAUCCUCUCUUCUCUUGAACAAAAAGCGAGAGAGAGAGAGAAGAAGAGAGAGACGAGACAAUAAAGCUGACACAGCCACCACUCCGCCACCCCUUUGGCCGGCCGCCAUCUCUGCAGGCUUGCCAACAAUUUUCCAUCUCAGAGCUGAAGAACAAAAAGGGGCAGUUGGGUUUGCGUUUUCCACAUUCAUCAUUCCUAUAUUGUCAACAAUUGUCUGAUUUGAUUCUCAUAAGAAUAUGGAGGAGCAGCAGCAGCGCAGAAAUGGCGUGAAUCAGCAGAUGCCGCAGAAGUGCCCGCGCUGCAACUCCGCCAACACCAAGUUCUGCUACUACAACAACUACAGCCUGUCGCAGCCGCGCUACUUCUGCAAGGCCUGCCGGCGGUACUGGACCCACGGCGGAACCCUAAGAAACGUCCCCGUGGGCGGCGGCUGUCGCAAGCCCAAGCGCCCCAAACCUCUUCCAAUUCCCCCCUCUCAACACCCAAUCAGGCCCUUCCCUCCUCAAACGCAUCCCAUCUACAGCGGCGGCGCCUCCUUCCUCUCGUCCUUGGCCGCCAUGCAAUCUUUAUCCACCACCCAACCCCAACCCCAACCCCAGUUUCAUGAUCACUACUUCCAACCGCGCCCUUCUUGGACUCAAACCUUCAUCAAUACACCUCCCUCCUCCACCACCGAUACCCACACCCACGCCGCCUCUUCAUUCAAUCCGGAUCAUUGCCACCAGGAUGCCUUUCAUCCAUCAUCUUCUCACUAAUUUUACCCAAAUCUAUAUAUCUCCUUCUUUCUUACUAGCUUUCCUUUGGAUUAUGAUGGGUUCGGUGUUUUAUGUGUAUAACCAUUGUUGUAAUUAACCAUCUUAUAGUGAUUCAAUUUAAGUUGUGUUAGCUUUGCUUGCUCAACUUUUUCAUCAAAAGUAAAUCGGUUUUAAUGUUA